Anopheles marshallii is the source of this 555-nucleotide messenger RNA. It is a transcript of the gene RpL35A, whose product is annotated as 60S ribosomal protein L35a. Lineage: Eukaryota; Metazoa; Arthropoda; Insecta; Diptera; Culicidae. Gene Ontology annotation, molecular function: structural constituent of ribosome. Gene Ontology annotation, cellular component: cytosolic large ribosomal subunit; ribosome. The record is from RefSeq and is a predicted model, not a curated record. Gene Ontology annotation, biological process: ribosomal large subunit biogenesis; cytoplasmic translation. The transcript is spliced from 2 exons. The coding region runs from base 1 to 555 and encodes 184 amino acids.
AUGGCUGAUACCGCCGCCGCCGCCGCUAAGAAGCCGGCCAAGAAGGUCGCCACAAAGAAGACCGCAGCAAAGGCUGAUGCUGGAGCGAAGGCUGAAGUCGCGAAGGCCGCCCCGAAGGGAGACCGCAAAUCUCGCCAAACUCCGGAAGCUAUCCGUGCCCGUGUCAAGCGGGCCAAGGAACUGCGCACCCCGAAACCUAGCCUGCCGCGCCCGAAGAAGAGCUACGGUCGGCUGUGGGCCAAGGCUGUGUUUACCGGUUACAAGCGUGGUCUGCGCAAUCAGCAUGAGGGGCAUGCACUGCUGAAGAUUGAAGGUUGCCGCAACCGUAAGAACGUGCUGUUUUACAUUGGCAAGCGGUGCGUGUAUGUGUACCGUGGCAAGGUAAAGCGUAACCAUCCGUGUAGCAACAAGAAGUCCACGAUCCGCGCAAUCUGGGGCAAGAUUACCCGUUCGCAUGGUAACAGCGGCAGUGUGCGCGCACGGUUCCGCUCCAACCUGCCCGGACACGCCAUGGGCCAUCGCAUCCGAAUCAUGCUUUACCCGUCGCGUGUUUAA